UUCGGUUUACUCAAACACGUCAUGCAUUCUGUGCCAUCAUACGCGCUCGAACGUGCACGGCUGUCAACCGCAACGAAAACGCUGCACAACACUGGAUCACGUCAUCAUAAUAUUAUUCCAUUAUACAUUUCAAGCUAAACUAAUUCAACAACAAAAAUCUUUGCAACUAUAGAAACUAUGCUGGUUGCAGCUUUUAAAUAUAACUUAUAACCGCAAUUAAUGGCAACGCAACAAAAUGCAACGUAAACAGCCCAUUGGAGGAACCGAGAGACAAAAACAAAUAUUGACAUAACACGUCAACGUUUGCGGCGAGAUUUCGGCAAUAAAAAGGAAAAAAUAAGAGAAUACAACUACAUAUAUAUACAUAUGUAUAUAAAUAUAGAAAACAUUUAAAUUGGGUCCAAGCAGGUAUAAGCAUGUGUUAUGGCCACAGCUCAGUACAAUACAACAACAGCGGCAACAACAGCGGCAACGCCAACAACAGCAACAACAACAGCAGCAGCAGCAGCAGCUGCGGCCGAACAUGUUGAACGAAAACAUUCUGUAGCAUCGAAUUCGAAUUUCAAUUUGAAUAACGUAAAUGCGCCCAGCUGGCAGAACUGCUACUACUGCACGCGAGAGCACUUCAAGAGCGUAGCAGAGUUUGUCAACCAUUUGCGGAGUCGUCACUGCACGCGGGAAGGCGGUUCCUAUGUCUGCCGCUAUGGCUUCAAUGGCGUCUGCGCUUCACUUCCACUAGAUGGCGUUUCCGAUCGCGACUAUGAUGCACAUGUGGCCAAAUAUCACGUGAAUCAGCAGACGCGCGAAUUGCCACCCGAAUGGGGCGUGUAUUCGGCGGCACAGAAUCUGCCGGCCGUGCUGAACGAUCCGCAGCGCGGCAAGCAGAGCAAUUUGUUUACCAAGAAGUGGGGCGAACAUUUUGUGGAGCGCGUCCAAAUACCGGGCAAUCCGCGACUGCCGGACAUAACGCAUGCGGACUUUGCCGUCUAUUUGGGCAGCAUUGGCAAACGUUAUCGCUGGCACGAGCGUCGCCAACAACAGCAGCAGCAACAGCAACAAUUGACUUCCACCACUACGACGACGCCUGAGCGUUUGGGCGCUGUGCCCGUGCCUGAGAUAUUUCUGAAAUCGCAACUGCAAUUGCAUCACGCCUCCACCUUUGCCCAAGUCUUUCCCAACUAUAUGCAAAGCGAUAAAGAUGCUGUUAGCGGCACAGCGGAGCGCCAGCAAAUGGGCCGGCAGCUGCAGGAGCAGCUCUCACACUAUCUGGACAUUGUGGAGGUGCGCAUAGCCCAGCAGGUGGCACAAAAGUCGGCGGCCUUCUUUCACGCCAUGACAACGCAGCAUGCGAUCCUCGCCGAGAUGCAACAGGCAGCGGAGCAAGUGCGUCAGCUGCGCGCUGCGCUGGCCCAGCUGCAUGGCAGCGCUGUCACCGACAGCUUUCGGGUGAUGCGCUACGCCCAGCGCAGGCAGCACUAUCAAACCACCUUGGACAAGCUGCGCCUGAUGGCCACCGUGCACAAGACACAGCCCAUGCUGCAGCUGCUGCUGGGCACACAGGACUAUGUGGCUGCAUUGGAUUUGAUUAGCACCACGCAGGAGAUCCUAUCCGCCGAGCUGCUGGGCGUGCACUGCUUCAAGCACUUGCCCAUGCAGCUGGGUGAAAUGGAGAAGCUAAUCGACAAGAUGCUGACCACCGAAUUCGAGCGUUAUGCAGCCACCGACCUAAAUCGUCCGCUCUCCGAUGCCGACCUGGAAUCGGACAGCGUCUGUGCCGAGGAGGACAAGUUGGUGGCCAUUGUGAUGGGUCUGCUGCGCAAGCAGAACUUCACGUUCGUUCAGAGCUAUCAGCAGGAGGCGAUCGCCACGAUACGCGCCAUCAUUAAGCAAUUGCUCAUCGAGCUGCUGUCGCGUGGCGAUCAUGAACUCUGCUUGACUGGAGCUGGCGAGCAAGCGCUGGAUCUGACGUUGCCCGAAUGGCUGGCCAUGCUGCAGCGCGCCAGUCACGCUCUGAUCGCUGUCCUGGAGCGCAUCAAGGCUGUCGUGUCCAUAAUGCAGCAGACAACCGACGCUGCCGCCGGUGGCGUCAAUCCGCACGAGCAUGCCGUCAAUCUAAUCGACUCGGAGGCCUUCCUCAGCGCCGCGCAUCACGAGCAGCUGAGCGCACAGCUGCAGCAGCUGCUCCAGGCUGUGUGUCACUAUUGUCACGAGCGCUGCGCCAACAUUGUGUCGCCACAGAGCCUGGAGCGCUGUGCGGCCACGGAGCAGGAGCUGCUUCAGCUGUCCCAAGUGGUGCAGGAGUUCAGCGAGGCGACGCUUAGCAUUUGCAAUGCGCCCAGCGUGCCGCUGCAGCUGGCGCUCAAGGUGCAGGCGUCCCGAUACGCACAACGCUUCCACACGGAGCGCAAACAAAAGUUGGCCUUAUUGUUGGAUCAGGAACGCUGGCGUCAGGUGGACAUACCACAUGAGUUCCAGCGUAUCAUUGAACGCAUGUCGGCGGGCGACUACUCCAAGCAGGCGCCGCUCGACGGCAGCCUCAUGGGCAUCGGCAUUGGCGGCAAUCCAGUGCUGCUGGUCGAGGCCAAACAGCCCUUCGCCCUGGUCAGCGUCGCUCUGCUGCUCAUCCAGAUGCUGUACGAAUAUGGCGGCAGUGCUCAUCGCCUGCCGCUGCUCGCCAGCUAUCAUGCGCGCAAUGUGAUCGAUCUGCUGCGCUGCUUCAAUUCACGCAGCUGCCAGCUGAUCAUUGGCGCUGGGGCGAUGCGUGUGGCCGGACUGAAGACCAUAACGAGCACGAAUCUGGCCUUGGUGUCGCGAGCUCUGCAGCUGGUGCUGUACCUGCUGCCGCGGCUGCGGGAGCAUUUCGAGAGCAUGAGCGGCUAUGAGGCGAUCGAACGCGACUACCAGGGCCACAUCAAGGAGAUCGAGCACAAGAUCCAUGGCAUCGUAUCGGAGCGCAUCACGGCACAGCUGGAGGCAUGGGAUGCACGUCCGCCGAUUCCGUCGCAAACGUUUCGCCACAUCUCGAGGCAUUUGGUUAAGCUGCACGAGGCGAUCGCCGGCGUUCUGCCCGAGACGCAAAUCCAUGAAAUCUACGAUGUGGUGCAUCGCAAUUUCAAGGACAAGCUGCGGGAGCAGCUGCUCAAGUUGAAUAUCUGCAAUAAUGGCGGGCCGCAGCACGGCGUGGUCACCUCCGAGCUGACCUUCUACAUGGAGACAUUGCGAACGCUCAAGGCUCUGCCCUCUGGUCAGCUGGAUAACGGCAUACUCGAGCACAUCUGGGUGUAUUGAGGCUGGGCCGGACCGAAGCUGGGCUCGGUAUUAUUCCCGAUUGUUGUUGGAUUUAUGAAGUCUAUAGCAAUCCGUUAGUUUCUUUUAUUGUCUUGUUUGUUGUCAACGUCUUUGUUUUUAUUUAUAUAAGCAUUUAACUUCUUGUAUAUUUCCAGUAUCUGAAAUUUUGUAUUUUUGCAAUUGUAUAUUUAUGCAAAGCCUUAAGUUAAUCGAGCAAGAAGAAGCAAACAGAAAUCCCUCUUCACUAAUUAAUUAAGCGAAAAGUUGUCAAGAUUUGUUUCCACGUCUGAGCGGAGUCCAUAAACUAAACAAAUACAAAUGAUAUAUAAUAUGGAAACGGAUAUGUUUUAAUGAAUGCAUAACUAGCUAGGAAAUAUUGAAAUGGAGGACAGGUCUGGAAUAUAUAAUAUAUAUAAUUCUAGAUUGCAUUAGAAAACAAAGCUAAUUCUUAUUGACAUAAUUGUUCGGUAUUCAAAUCCUAUUGUAAAUUGCAGACUAAAUUGGAAUAAAUCGGACAUUC
Molecule: messenger RNA, 3808 nt
Organism: Drosophila hydei
Lineage: Eukaryota; Metazoa; Arthropoda; Insecta; Diptera; Drosophilidae
Gene: scat
Product: vacuolar protein sorting-associated protein 54
Exons: 2
Coding region: 424-3288 (954 amino acids)
Biological process (GO): retrograde transport, endosome to Golgi; Golgi to vacuole transport
Cellular component (GO): GARP complex
Molecular function (GO): syntaxin binding
Source: RefSeq, a predicted model, not a curated record